Molecule: messenger RNA, 576 nt
Organism: Rodentolepis nana
Lineage: Eukaryota; Metazoa; Platyhelminthes; Cestoda; Cyclophyllidea; Hymenolepididae
Source: the annotation of a GenBank genome assembly
AUGUUUCUCAAUCGCUUGGUUUUAAUAAUCUACUUAUUUUUUGAAUAUGCUGAAGGCCAAGAAGUUUAUGGUUCAAGAAUUGUCACAACCAGUAGGGGUCCAGUUGGUCCCCUGAAGUUUACAAUGCUUGAUGUUCCAAGAGGCCAAGUUCGUUAUCAGUCAGGAAUGCAGCGCUCUUUUGAAUUAGAUUCAAACAAUAAUUGCAUUACUUUCGGCACAACAAUUGGAAGCCCAUGCGUUUUUAAUAAAGGAUCAAGCACAGCUGCUUUUUCUUUUGACAAUGUUGCCCAAUACAAAUAUAUCGAAAUAACAGAUGGAACCUACGAGUAUACAGUGUACUUCGCUGAUGACUGCCUAUUUCCCACUCCAAAACCCACUGUAACCUCUCUUACAGCCCACCUCACUUCUGACAAGACUUCUCUCAUAUCGAGCGUAUCAAUAAAGCUGAACAUGGGAUCUGGAAACCUCGUAACGUACAAAUGGGGUACAGCUGACAGUUCUGUUGCUUUGACUCUAGAUUGGGAGAACUCGGGCACGCCUCCUGAAAUCUACGAAUGUCAAGGUAAGAAUUCCUAA